AUGAAUAGGGUUGGCAGUGUGAGGAAUAGCAAGGAAACCAAUAUGGCUGAAUUAAAGUGGAUGAGAGUGAGAUCCCCCAGAAGCGGCCCCUCAGCACAGACACUGAGCACCGUCAGUCAGGAGGCCCCGCCGCCCAGGAAGUCCCACCUCAACUGCUCCUCCCAUGGCCCUGAGGCUGAGAUGGCUGCCAGCCAUUGUCCCUGGGGUCUGGAGCCUCUGGCCUGCCGCUCCCACCGCGAGGUGCGCAGCGCAGGCCUCCACGAUGGGCCACGCACUCUCAAGGGGCUCCCCACCGCCCCGGGUCCUGCCGCAGUGCCUUAUGGGUGA
This is a messenger RNA of Rangifer tarandus platyrhynchus (Svalbard reindeer), 327 nucleotides long. The record is from the annotation of a GenBank genome assembly. Lineage: Eukaryota; Metazoa; Chordata; Mammalia; Artiodactyla; Cervidae.